AUGACCACCUCCCAAUGGAACAGCACCCCCACCUGCGCCGGCAGCGAACCUUACGAAGACAAGCUCACCGGCCCUAAUAAUACAUGUGCGUGGCUGUCGGGCAACUACUCAGCAUCAACACAAGCCAACAUUUCCAGCUGCUGUGGGCCGAAUAACACGCCGUAUCCAUACAGUAUCUUUGGUACACCACCGGGAUGUUUUCAAAUGUGCAAUAUCACGAAUGGCACGUAUGCACAGCUGUAUCAGAACAUGGAGAUCCUUGAAACUUGUCUAAAUGAGGCCGGUGCUGGUGAUUUGUACUGCCACUGGCAAACACCACCAGCUACUUCUGGAUUGCGGAGAGUUGAGUGUAGUUGGGUGAAUAUUGGAGUGGUGGGGCUACUUCUGGUUGGAACGGCGGUGUGGGGGUUGUAG
Molecule: messenger RNA, 414 nt
Organism: Lachnellula hyalina
Lineage: Eukaryota; Fungi; Ascomycota; Leotiomycetes; Helotiales; Lachnaceae
Exons: 1
Coding region: 1-414 (137 amino acids)
Source: RefSeq, a predicted model, not a curated record